UGGUUAGCUUAUGCAUGUUUGGUUUAACUUUCAACAGGGAAAAAAAAGGCAGUGUUUUUUUGGCCUGUUUCUACAAGAAAAAGCUAAAGAAGCAUGCAUUAAGAAAUGCAGGGACUACCCAAAAGUUGAAACACGAGGAAACGAUAAUGCAGACAUGUCUGCUGUGCUACCAAGAAUUGACUGAUAAGUUUUUUGGGCCCAAACCAAAAUUAAGUUGAAGCAUUGUAUAUUUGGGCUUUCCAGAAUGUCCAAGUUCAAAUUAUUGCCGUCCAAUUCCAAGGUCGAAACAAAAGAGAGAUGCCAGUUAGAGGUGAUGGCCGUCCAAUGAGGUAAAUGAGAGGCCGUACAGUCCAAGCUCCAAAGAUAUUACCGUCUGCUGAUUACUUAGUUUGUAACCCUUUGCUUCGUCGCGGAGCUUGUGGCUCUUUGUCUCCAUCAAUUCCCAUUUUGGCUCUUUUCGCCUCCAUUCACUCUUUUUAUGGUGCUUCCUUCUUGUUGACCUUUCAUUUCUAUUUCUACACUCCACUGCUACUAGGUUGUAGCAAGUCUACUACCCUACUCUCAUAUCAUCUCCUAACUUGAUAACUGAAUGGUAAUCUCGUAGCUCCCUGUUCAUUAAAUUGUGAGGGAAGGGUGGUAGAAAAUGGCGGAUUGGGGUCCGGUGGUGAUAGCAGUGGUGCUGUUUGUGCUGUUGACGCCGGGGCUGUUGUUUCAGCUGCCUGGGAAUAGCAGAGUGGUGGAGUUUAACAACAUGCAGACCAGUGGGGUUUCCAUCUUGGUCCAUACCAUCAUUUACUUUGGCCUCGUCACCAUUUUCCUCAUUGCAAUUGGUGUUCACAUCUACACCGGCUAGGAGCAAGCUAUAAUUAUUUAUAUAUUCGAUUUUCUCAGGGAUACAUCAAUUGUUUUGUCAUUUCUGAGUUCAGUCAGUGUGUUUAAUUUCAGCAGCAUCUUUUUUUCCUCAAAUACUUUGUAUGAACUCUUCUUUAGAGUCUGUUUUAUGGAUGAUGACAAUUAUA
This is a messenger RNA of Prunus avium (sweet cherry), 1019 nucleotides long. RefSeq lists its product as uncharacterized. The record is from RefSeq and is a predicted model, not a curated record. Lineage: Eukaryota; Viridiplantae; Streptophyta; Magnoliopsida; Rosales; Rosaceae.